Symbiodinium sp. CCMP2592 is the source of this 1467-nucleotide messenger RNA. Lineage: Eukaryota; Dinophyceae; Suessiales; Symbiodiniaceae. The record is from the annotation of a GenBank genome assembly.
AUGCCAGCGCAGCCUCCACAAGCCGCAACCGAGGCGAAGCCCCGACUGAAUGCAAAGACAAUGUUCGUGGUUGGUGCCAUUAACCUGAUUGACAGUAUCAAUAUGAACAUGCUUUUGCCAUACGUCGACAAGAUGGUGUCCGCCUAUCUGGAUGUGAGCCCGCAGAGCCCCGAAGUGGCCACAACUGCUGCUCUGCUCAUCGGGGUCUAUUCACUCCUCGAGGUGAUCGUCUCUCCUUUCUGGGGCAUGUUGGCCGACAUGGUCGGGAGACGGCCGUGCCUCCUAGUUGGACUUGCGGGCUCCGUGAUCGCUCCCAUUCUACUUGGUUUCAGCAGAAACAUUGCGAUGGCGUUUGCAGCUCGAGCGUUGGACGGCUUCUUCUGCGGCAACAUGGUAGUAACGAAAACCUACCUUGGCGAGCUCGUCGACGACAAAAGCGAGGCACGUGGCUUCAGCCUUCUGGCAUUUUGCUUCUCGCUUGGCCUCAUCUUGGGUCCCGCCAUGGGUGGCCAAUUGGUCUACCCGGCGAGCUGGGCACCCAACAUCUUUGCGGGAACCAUCUUUGACGAGUACCCCUUUCUGCUGCCCAACCUUGUCUUUGCCAUUUUCGCAGCGAUCUCUUGGUGCAUUGCGGCCUUCUGCAUAGAGGAGACUCUUCCGAAAAGCCAGCGCUGCAAGUGUCGCAACAUCAGACGCCAGGGUACCAGGCCUCAAACAUUGCAGCGCGCGAUGUCAGGUCCGAUGCACGAGAUGGACUCGGGGGUGGACACAUGCACAGAUCCAGGAAGUGCAGGAGGCUGCUAUCCACUGUCUACCAUCCAGGUCAUCAUCAUGUACUGCGGCCUGACUGGUAGCGUAAUGGCACAGGACCAAUUGAUGGUCUGGGUGGUGUCAUACGACCACACUGUGGGCGGGUUUGAGCUGAGCCCACGCGCGAUCUCCAUCAUUCAGAACGUAGGUGCGGUGGGCGUCAUGCUGAGCCAGUUGACCCUCUAUCCGGUGCUGACCAAGAAACUAGGCUUUCUCAACACUUUGGUGGUCGGCUUCCUGCUCAGCAGUCUUGCCUAUGGACUUUUCCCAGUUUACGGUCUGCUGGCAAAUCCGCAACACGGCCAUUGGAGAGAGGUGGUCCUGGGCAUUGGCCAGUGUGUCUUCACGACCGGGACGACCUUAAUGUUUCCGACGGCAUUCGCAUUUGUCAACCGCGCGUCGCAAGGCCUGAACCGGGGAGCUGUCAAUGGCUGGGCGCACUCCAGUGGUGCUCUCUGCGAAGCAGUCUUUCCGUACCUCGCUUCGGUGCUCCUUGGGUACUGCAACCGCAUGGGAUCGCUUGGGCGCUACAUUCCCUUCUACGCCGUGAUCUUCAUGUAUGGCUUAUCCAUCGCAUUCUCCUGGACUGGGCUGCGCUAUAUCGAUCAGCGCACUCCGCUAUCCGACAAGGCGGAUGAGGAUGGGUCCUGCGUCUGA